AGUGGCCAUUCUGAAGAACUGAAGCCAUCAUGCCCUGAGAGGAAAGAACAUAUGGACUCUGAUGAUGGAAAGACGGUACAUGAAUCUAUCAGUCCAUUUCAUUCAGAUGAAAAUUCAGAUAUUCUUGUGACAAAAAGCUUCUCAGAAGGUAAUGUGGUUGUACAACCAGAACCAAAGAAGGAGGAAGACAAAGAUGAUUUCCAAGAGCCCGAAGUUAGACACAAAAGUAGAAUGAAAACAAAAAAUUCCAAAAGACAUGUUGGGGAAAGACUUCAUGAGAUUGUGUGUUGUACUGCUUGUGGUCAGCAAGUGAACCAUUAUGAGGAUUCAGUAUAUAGACAUCCUGCACUGAAUGUUCUUAUUUGUAAGAGCUGCUACAUAUAUACGAGUGAUGACAUAAGGCAUGAUUCUACUAGACCUCAUAAGCACUGCAGAUGGUGUGCAGAAGGCAGAGAUUUAAUUUUUUGUGAUUUCUGCCAUAAUGCUUUUUGUAAGAAAUGCAUUUGGCGCAAUCUAGGGAAAAAGGAGAUGUCAAAAGUGAUGGAUAAGAACACUAAGUGGAGUUGUUACAUUUGUCAGCCAGAGCCUUUAUUGGAUUUGGUUGCCAUAUGCGACUGUGUAUUUGACAAUUUAUCAGACUUAGAACAGCAGUCUAAAAAGAAAAAGUUAGUAUGUGAAAAGACUGAUAACACAUGUGAUCAUUCAGAGAAAUUAAAGCAUGGAAGUUGCGCUGAAGAGACACAUCAGGUGUAUAACCCUUCCUCUGAUACUGCACAACGCCCUUUUCACACAUCACUGAUUCCAAAAGCCUUGAUUGAGAAGACAAAAGCAUUGGUUGACAACUUGAGAGAAACAAACGCUACUUUGCUGAAACAUAUGCAACAAACAUUCCAUUGCUCAGAACUUAGCCCAAGUGAGAGGGACUGUCAGUAUGAAAUUAUGAAAUACAUGAUAAUGGAGAUAUGUAAUGCUCUGGAGGCCUUGGAAGAUUGCCUGAUUAAUGAAGUAAUUAAAUUGGUUAAAGAGAUGGGACGGCACCCGCUCUAUCCAACCAGAUUUAUUAUGUUUUGGUACCUAAUCCUCUCCUUGAUUUCUGUAUGCUGCCUCUUGUUACUGUCACUCUGCCCUGGUGGGGGGAGAUGCGCAGUUCUCCUGAAAUGUGAUCAAAUACAGGCUUCUGUUGUCUACUUUGAAAUACCUCUCUUUUUAAUGGAGUUGGUGGACUUGUGA
This is a messenger RNA of Sarcophilus harrisii (Tasmanian devil), 1230 nucleotides long. RefSeq names its product transcriptional regulator ATRX-like. NCBI's taxonomy places the organism in Eukaryota, Metazoa, Chordata, Mammalia, Dasyuromorphia, Dasyuridae. The record is from RefSeq and is a predicted model, not a curated record. The transcript is spliced from 6 exons. Bases 52 to 1230 code for a protein of 392 amino acids.